GCCCCCCGAGGGCGAGGAGAGAGAGAGAAAACCAGCACCACGUCGGUACAAAACGAGGCCAGAGAGAGAGAGAGAGGGGCGAAGAAGCAGAGGUGUGGGGGCAGAGAGAGAGAGAGAGAGAGAGGGGAGAAGAGACGAGGAAAGUGUUGGCGGUGUGCUCGCGCCAUUCCCGUCCCCUCCCCGCGACCCGGCCCCGCCGGAUCUCGCGGACGUCGGCGGCGCCGGCUCCUCCCGGGCGGCGCCCCCGAUCGGCGGCCGCGUCCCCGCCCAUGCUCGUCGCGGCAGCGCGGGGGACCCGGAGCGCGUGAGCAGGGAGGCGCCGCGUGCCACGGGGCGCCUGUACAGUCAUCGGCGGCGGCCAUGGCGGACCUGGCUUCCACCUGCAAGGAUAAACUGGCAUACUUUCGAAUAAAGGAACUCAAAGAUAUCUUGCAUCAGUUAGGCCUACCAAAGCAAGGAAAGAAGCAGGAUCUUAUUGACAGGGUAUUGGCACUGUUAUCAGAUGAGCAAGGUCAAAGGCAUCAUGGGUGGGGAAGAAAAAAUUCUUUCACAAAGGAGGCAGUGGCAAAAAUUGUUGAUGAUAUAUACAGCAGGAAAAUGCAAAUCCAAUCUGCUCCCGAUCUAGCCACUAGGUCCCAUACUGGAUCAGAUUUAUUCCGGCCUAAAGAUGAAGUCAACGACUCCUUCCAGCCACAGCCAGUGACUAAGGUCCGCUGCAUUUGUGAUAGCAAGUUGCUAAACGAUAAUAUGAUCCAGUGUGAGGAUGAUCGAUGCCAUGUAUGGCAACAUAUGAGCUGUGUGCUCGUUCCAGAUAAGCCCACUGAGGGUGUUGGCCCUGAAGUUCCACCCCAUUUCUACUGUGAAUUAUGCCGACUAAGUCGGGCAGACCCGUUUUGGGUCACUACAGGGAAUCCAUUACCCCCUCUAAAAUUCAUGUCAUCUGGUGUUGCAAAUGAUGGAACAAGUGUACUUCAAACCGUGGAGAAAACCUUCCAACUUUCUCGAGCGGAUAGGGAAACAGUUCAGAGAUCAGAAUAUGAUCUCCAGGUUUGGUGCAUUCUUAUGAACGAUAAAGUUCAGUUCAGGAUGCAGUGGCCUCAAUAUGCAGAAUUGGAAGUGAAUGGUUUUGCUGUACGAGUAGUGACCAGACCUGGUUCUCAGUUGCUAGGCAUAAAUGGACGAGAUGAUGGGCCAUUGAUAACCACAUGCAGUAGAGAAGGAACUAACAAGAUCUGCUUACGAAGGGUUGAUAAUCGAACAUUUUGCUUUGGAGUCCGAGUUGCUAAGAGGAGGAGUGUUCCUCAGGUUUUAAAUUUAGUUCCAAAGGAAGCUGAAGGUGAGUCUUUUGAGGAUGCUCUUGCUCGUGUUCGGCGCUGUCUCGGAGGUGGAGAUACUGCAGAGAAUGCUGAUAGUGACAGUGAUUUGGAAGUGGUUACUGAAUCUGUUACAGUCAACCUUCGUUGCCCUAAUAGUGGAUCCAGAAUGAAGACCGCUGGAAGGUUCAAGCCUUGCAUUCACAUGGGUUGUUUUGAUCUCGACACCUUUGUGGAACUGAAUCAGCGCUCACGCAAGUGGCAGUGUCCAAUAUGUUUAAAGAACUACUCUCUUGAGAAUUUGAUGAUUGAUCCUUACUUCAAUCGGAUUACUUCUCUGUUGCGCGAUUGUAGUGAAGAUGUCAAUGAGAUUGAUAUUAAGCCAGAUGGAUCUUGGCGUGUAAAGGGUGAUGUACCAACUUGGGAAUUAUCUCAGUGGCAUAUGCCUGAUGGCACGCUCUGUAUCUCGAAGGAAGAUAACAAAACUGGUGUUGAGAAUUUUAAUGAACUCAAGAUAGAAGGUACUUCUGAUGGUCAUAAGAGCUUAAAAAUUGGAAUCAAGAGAAAAAAUGGAAUUUGGGAAGUUAGUAAUAAAGCAGAUGACAAGAAGCCUUCCGUGGUAGGAAAUAUCACCCAGAACAAUAUUACUUUCCGAACUCCAAACACUUUCCCAAUGAGCAGUAGUCCCACUGGGAGUUAUAGAGAUGGGGAAGACACAAGUGUGAACCAAGAGGGCAGUAUGCAUAUUGACUUAUCACUGAACAAUGGCCAUGAGUUUGAAAGUUUUCCUCUCAAUUUUCGCCCAACAUAUAAUACAGAGGAUACAUCACAACAACAACUUAGUGCUGGAGAUGUCAUUGUUCUUAGUGAUUCUGAUGAAGAGAAUGAUACAAUUGUUUGCCCACCAACUGUCUACGUCAAUACUACUGCAAAUGACAGUGGUUUUCCUUUUGCCACUAGUGGUGCUGGAUUUACUGGAAGAUACCAGGAAGAUGCUGGCGUUGGUACUAGUGGCCUUGGUUUAUUAAGCAACAAUGCUGAUGAUUUUGAGAUGACUAAUUGGCAAAUGCCCUAUUCCCAACCGGAGCAAGGCUACCAGUUUUUCGGGGAUGGCACCGCCGAUACUUAUGUCGGUUCGCACAAUUCCUUUAGCAUUGCACCAAACGACUAUUCCCUUGAUUGUAACGUUGGCAUAGAGGAGGCUUCUGUAGCUCAUGAUCUUCCAGUUUACCGCAGUAAUAAUGAAAUGCAUGGAAGUUUGGUUGAUAACCCAUUGGCUUUCGGUGGCGACGAUCCUUCUUUGCAAAUUUUUCUUCCAAGUCAGCCUUCUUCUGUUCCACUUCAGGAAGAACCAAGUGAGCGAUUAAAUGCAUCAAAUGGGGUUCAGUCUGAUGAUUGGAUCUCUCUUACGCUCGCAGCUGGUGGAGGUGGUAGUGAAGAGCCUGCAGCUGCUAAUGGUUUAAAUUUGCAUGAACAAAUUCAGUCAAAUGAGACGGGAGUGGAACCAUUAAUUGAUGCCGCUUCUGUGCUUCCAAGCACAAACAAUGACAGAGAUGAUGGAGCUAAUUUAAAUCCAAGAAGGAUUGACAACAUAUUUUCUCAUCCUCGCCAGCCUCGGUCUCGGUCGGUCAGGCCUCGACUUUGUUUAUCAAUAGAUUCUGACUCUGAGUAGAUUGGACAUUUAAAUGGGAUAGCUGAGUUUGCAUUAAUUUGGCGAGGCUGCCUUCCAGAAAUCCUGAUUUUUACCGAGAUUAUCAGGUUCUUCUGGUUGAUGUAAAGAAAAGCACAAACAUAAACAUAGAUGCCGUGUUGCCUCACCUGGUUUACAAACUUCCAAGUGUUCCAUGGGGAUCUGCACACAAGACUCUGAUGGUUGGUAUAGAAAAUUUUCUGACUGGGGAUCAAGGCUUUAAUGUUGCUACUGGAGCAGUUUGUACAUUUUUUGACCUUCUUUACUGGACAUAAGGGGGAAUAGGGAGGCCAUCCUAGAUGACUAUACAUGUGGGUGUUUGCGUGUACCAUCAUUGUAUUUAGGGUUUGAGGCGCUAAUCUAGAUGUUUUUUUUUUUGAAAUGUAAUCUAGAUGUUCGUUACCUUGAUGUUCGAUGGAGAAUAAAUUAUUAUUUCUGGAGUGGCGGUCAAUAAACAGAGCCCUUCAGUGUUUA
Molecule: messenger RNA, 3477 nt
Organism: Hordeum vulgare subsp. vulgare (domesticated barley)
Lineage: Eukaryota; Viridiplantae; Streptophyta; Magnoliopsida; Poales; Poaceae
Product: E3 SUMO-protein ligase SIZ1
Exons: 17
Coding region: 361-2985 (874 amino acids)
Biological process (GO): protein sumoylation
Molecular function (GO): SUMO ligase activity; zinc ion binding
Source: RefSeq, a predicted model, not a curated record